Molecule: messenger RNA, 5586 nt
Organism: Pocillopora meandrina
Lineage: Eukaryota; Metazoa; Cnidaria; Anthozoa; Scleractinia; Pocilloporidae
Source: the annotation of a GenBank genome assembly
UCUAGUCGACACAGAAUUCUGAGGUGAGUCGGUGGAGUAGAUCGCUUUGGAUUCAGUCCGCUGUUUGUGAGCCAAGAAAGGUACGAUCAAAGAUUUCUUGUGACUUGAUUCAACUUUACAUUCGCUAGGCCUAGGUUGCCGUGGGAAAUUUUGUGUACUUCAGCAGAAAUUAUUUUCCCUUCAAACUACUCCACAGAAGAAUGGGACCGAAGAUCGUACAAGUAUUUGUAAACGGUUUACAAGGAGGGACAAUCACCAUUAACAUUGAAGAGGUACACCUUUGAGCUUAAUAUCCUUUUUUGUAGUCAGUCGACAAAAAAGAAUUUAGAAAUGCCAACGAACUUUAUCCAUUUUGUUCAUUCUAUGCUUACUGGAGUGGAAACCUUGCUCAAACUGCCGGACGUCAUUCUUGUUCCCAGAUUGCUCUUCUCUCGGGCAGAAUGGCUGACGUCACGCAUGUAAUGCUCUCCUUCUGUCACGUAUGUGUGAUAAGUGUUAAUGAAGUCAGCAUUUUUUUUUAGAUAAUGUGUCGACUGAAAUGGUUUAGUUUUACAUAAAUUUUUAUUUAAUUUUAUUAUAAAGAGACAAUGCAAGUCCGUUCUUUUUUUAUUUGUGAAUAAGUCACUUGGUUUUUUACUAUUCUUAGGCGGCAUUUUAUCUUUUUCCUUUUUUAUCUAUUUUUUUGUUGUUGUUUUGAAUUGAAAAAAUCAUUACUACCAUUUUCAUUACCGUUAUUACUAUUGUUGUCAUAAUUUUUAUUGAUAAUGUUAUCGUUAUUAUCAUUUCUUUUUCUGUUUUCAUUUAAGUUAGAGUGAUAUCAGUAUUGGGAUUUUGCAUAUUGAGUAAGUUAGGUAGCAAAAUUUAUACAGUCACAAUGCAUCUUAUUAUGUUUUUAGGAUGCAACGAUUGCGAGAUUAUAUGGGUUGUUGAAAGAACGGAAUGGUAUAGCAGUUGAUGAACAACGCUUGAUAUUCGGUGGAAAGGAAAUCAGGAUCACAGAUGAAAACAAUAAGCAGACUCAUCUGUCAACGUACGGAAUAGAAAAACACUCCACAUUGUAUCUUGUUUUACGUUUGCGUGGUGGGUCUCAGAAAGAGCUAGAUGAUGAUGUGGAACUUAGUGAUGCCCCAGAUAUGAUCACGUGGGAUGAUGAUCCGGAUAACAAAAGAGCCAAGAUGCCUUGCGGGCACGCUAUUAGUAAGUUGUUUGAGGAUAAACCCUUUCAUUCCCAAAGGAUUUUGGGAUCGCCACGGGGCAAACUAUGCAAAUUUCCAUAAAGGAAUGUGUGGCAAAAGGUUGUUUAGGCGUCCAAAAAAAUGAUUUUUGAGAGAAUUCAGCGUUUUUUUUUUGCAGUCGUUUUAUCAGAAAAGGAUUUAAGCAAUGUUGAUGAGGGGGCAGUGUAAGUUUUUGUGUAAAUAUCAAUGAAAUAUGUGUUAAAAUCUACUGAUAAAGUUCUCUCCUUGCAUAAGGUUUAUUGUGAUAUCGACAUCUCGUCUCGAAACAUCACAAAGUUACGCAUAAAUCAAAGGAAAUUACCCCAUAAAGUAUUUUCAGUGAAUUUAUGUGUGUACAGCCAUUUUUAAUACUAGCUGACGUCUUUAAUACACAAAUUAUGGCUUCCGGAAAUUUACCUCCUCAAAGGAGAGAAGUCUUUGUUAGAGGAGAUGGAAAUUGUUUUUACCGAGCUAUUGCUCUCUGAAAUGAUGAAAUAAGUGAUGAGAAACAUGAAGAAAUCCACACGUUAAGUUCUAGUUUGGUAGAGAGAAUUCGGAAGGUGUUUGAGCCGCUACUUUUCUCUUCAAACUCUGUGGAGGAUCAUGACAAGAACAGCAAAAUAACGGGAUUUUGGGCUGAAACUGUGGAAAUCUUCAGCUGUACAUCGCUCCUCAAUUGACCCAUUUGCACCUUCUCAUCUUCGCAGAAAAACUGAUACACCUUUUAAGCGAUUAUGAACACUGGUUUGUUUCCAUCGAUCACAAAAAAGAAGUGCAGGUGCCCAAUCACUCUAAUGUAUCAUGAUGAGUAUGCUCAAGCAAAUCGUUUAAAUCUCCUUCUGCCUAUAGGUAGCUGUUUUAGUGCUCCUCUGCAAGAGAAUACAGCAUCCUCUGUUUCAAUAGAUUUAGAAAACAGUGUUAAUUCAUAUGUCAAAGCUGAGAAACAAACAUCACAAACUCAUCCUUCCUUCAAAUCACCUUCAAUCAAAGCUACAGAAUCCAAGCAACCUGGUCAAGAUCUAGCUUCUUUACAAUUACAUUGUCUUCAUACUCUAAAACAACUAUGAAAAAGCCGACUCAAUCUCCAGAAGCUUCCAGUGACAAACAAACCUCAUCCGUGAAACAGCUAAAUCCUUUGAAAUGUACUAAACCUUCUGCUCUCCAACAACCAUCUUUUUCUUUUGUGAUCAGUUCCCAAUCAUCUACAGACAAAACUGCAUGUACCACUACUAAGCAACCACCUUCAAAACAAGCCAUUGCAGCUAUGUCUACUAGUCCCAACUUUGACCAAAUAUAUGUGAAACAAAUUAAAGCAUUUAUCUUAUUCAGCUAGCUAAAGCAGUUGCUUUUAUGGACCUUCCUACUGAUCCUGACUUUACUAAUGGACAUUUUAAAUCAUCUAAUUAUGAGCAAAACUGACAACGUUAAAAGCAUGUUAUCCUCCUGGUGCUCAUUUGAAGAGUAUAAUCUAUGUAUAAAUGGCCAUGUUCAGAGCUUGGAGUAAAUGUUACAAAGGACCUUGAUGGCAGUAUUUUUUGUGUGUGUGUGUAGCUAGAGUUAUACUAACUCAGAAAGAAAAAACUCAAGAAGGUGAUAAACUUAACAGGCUCUGGUUUGUUUUGGACUUAACUGGGUCUAUGUAUUCUGCAUUCUGUAGGUGCAAGGGUGGAACUGAUCAAGGAUGCAGACAUUAAGAGGCGCAACUUUGUUUGAACUUGAUGAUUUUCUUUCAAAUCAUAGGAAGUCUGUCAUCUCUAUGUCUGCAUAUUGGAACCCCAAGCCAACACCUACUCACAAACCCGUCCCUAUGUCUAAAAUGAAAGUUUCCAAAAGCUCUUUGAUGAAAAAGAAAAAAAAAAUAACAUCAUAUGAUGAUUCCUGGAUUGAUUCCGUUGAUUCUAGACCCAUCAAAGGUCGAAAGGAAAUAACUCGUAUAGAAAAAAUUGAAUUUGCUAAGAAACUUAGAAAAAUUGAUCCUUGUUCUGGUAUUCUUGAUUUUUUUCCGUUUUCCCCAAACUAUGAUGAAAAUGAAAAUUUUUCUUCACAUCCUGAUUAUAAUAUAUCUCACCUGACCAUAUUAUCUCAAGCCAAGAAUUAUGUUAAGACAGAUUUAAUAAGCUAUCAGAGAACAACCUUUCAAAUUUUGCUAAUGAAUUUCUAAAAGCCUUCACCUUUUCAGACAAUAAUAGAAUGGUUGUGAAGAAAACAACCAUGGGACAACACAAAAACAAAACUUGCAUGAGAUGAGACACCUUUUAGUUAUGGGGAACAAAAUAAAAUCUCUCUACAGCCAACAAAAACUUUAGAAAAGAUCCUCAUACUGAUGUAUCACUCACUGUUAAUAAUUACACUGAACCAAAAUAAUUUAAAGAAAACCAAGUGUUUCCUUAAGCCAUAGAACAUGGUAUAAAGAGGAAAAUGAAAAAUUUUACCACUCAAAAUUCAGUGAAAAACAGCAUUCUUCAUCUGAUCUUCAGAAGCCAGGUCUCCUCAUUAGUAGCAGUUAUUUUUGGAUAGGAGCAAGUCUAGAUGAUAUUAGAAAAUAUGUCUGUGAUGGAAGAAUGAUUAACAUUUGCUGUUGAUUUUUAUUUUUUUCAAAGCUCCAGUAUCUCUGACCAUUUACUGUCGCAGCCUCCUUGAUGCAGGUCGAUCGCGAUUUCUGUGUCCAUACAUCAGCCAAGAUACUACCCCUGUGUACUGUGGCAAAGAAUGGGACUAUGCAGUUGUUAGACGCUUGGCUGUUUUGACAGAUUUAGAAAAAAAGGAGUUUGAAACAAAGAUCUCCAAGAAUCAUCUGAUCAAGGCCAUGGGUGUUCAAGAAUGUCCCAACUGCAAGUCUUUGGUGGAACGAAUCAACAAAAAAGAUGUGCGAUUGACUUGUUCUUUUUGUGAAAAGAAACUACAUAAAGCUUUCCAGUUCUGUUGGCACUGUUUGCAUGAGUGGGUCGAUAGAUCCAGCACAACAAAGUGUGGUAGGCAUAGUUUAGGUUGUGAAACUCUCUUCCGUUGGAAGGAAUAAAGAGAAACACUUCAAAUCUUAGUUCACUAGCAUGUAUGCCUCUCUGGAAUAUAAGAGAUCGGGAAAGUCAGGACAUUAUUCUUUCACUCAUAGUUCGUGAAAUAAUGUGUUUAAGUUAUCUUGGAUUUUGAGUCACAUCUUAGGUUUUAUGAAUGUUAACAAGUAAUCCUCAACAAAUUAGCUAGCUGGCAAGAAAAGUGUCCUAAGCCAUAAGGCUCACCACGCUUAUUGUGAUUGGUUCAGUCUUGGACACCUUAACAACACCUAGCUUACUUGACUUUGUUUCACUACCUUACCACUCUUCCACUGCAUGAUGUUUUUCCUUCUUCCUUUCUACUAUUCUCUGUAAUUUUUGUUUGUUAGUUUUCGUUUCAAAAUCAUCUAAUUUCUCUAUGUUGGUAUUGUUUAAACCAGUAAUUUCUGUACCAUUUAAUUAUCAGGAAAUGCGGUUUGUGCUGGAGAAGACAAACGUCUGAAGAUUUUACGUAACUGCUCUAAGAAGGAAAUUGUUGGAGUAGCAGGAUGUCCCUCCCUUCGUGCAUGCAUCUCAUGUGGUAUGCUAAUUGAGCAUGUGAAGGCCUGUAAGCACAUGACCUGUCGAUGCGGCAAAGAAUUCUGCUUCAUCUGCUUGAAGCCCAAAGAGAAAAAGGGCUGGAAGUGUGGGAAUUUCAACCAGGCCUGUGAUGUAGCACCAGUACAGACCAUGAUUCCUGGAGUUUAAACUUGUUGCUAUUUGCAAAAUAAAUUACCUUUACUGGGAACCUGAAAAUUUAGUCCGAGAUUAUCAACACUAAUACCUCUGAAAAGCUCUGAAGAUUUGCUUUAAGUAUCUCGAUAAAUGGUCAUAUUAUGUUAUCUAACAUUGCUGCUGUAACAGUGUUAGAUAACAUAAUAUGACCAUUAUAGUAUAGCAUUCCACUAAGAUUUAAGAAUACUUUGAGUCGCUUUUUACCGCUUGUAGCAUCAAAUCUAGAAAACGGCAUUAGCAUCUGUCCAUAAUUCCAGUCUUCCUGAGGCCUAUGGUCCUUAAAUCACAUGUAAGAGAUGAGAGAAUCAAAUUUUGUAGAGAGUGAUGAACUUACAAUUUUGGGUUGUUGUCCUUGAGUGUGCAAUACUUGUAGCAAUACCAGAAUGAAACCGUUUAGUACCAGAAUGCAUAAAGAAUUUACCGCUAUCACAACUAAUAAUUAACUUGUACUGUGUGAUAAGUGUUAAAUUGAGAAGAAUUAUUUGCUCUUGUGACUAGAUUUGGAACAUUUGUUUACUCAGUUUUAGUUGAAUUCAGUUCAGCUCUAGAUUUAAAGUUUAUUGUUUGUUAAGUUUUUAACCUGAAAUAAAUUAAUUGAGUGAGAU